Messenger RNA from Oreochromis niloticus (Nile tilapia), 2806 nucleotides. It is a transcript of the gene steep1, whose product is annotated as STING1 ER exit protein 1. Lineage: Eukaryota; Metazoa; Chordata; Actinopteri; Cichliformes; Cichlidae. The coding region runs from base 294 to 971 and encodes 225 amino acids. The record is from RefSeq and is a predicted model, not a curated record. Gene Ontology annotation, biological process: endoplasmic reticulum membrane organization; endoplasmic reticulum to Golgi vesicle-mediated transport. The transcript has a single exon.
CUGUAGGCGCUUGCAAUAAAGAGCACUAUUGUUGUGAGGUUGUUACAUAAAUACGUUUAAUCUGAAAUUAAAUUGUAUUUCUUAGUUUGGGGUUGCAAUAAAAUGUAUUUGUUUUGAGCUUCGCGGAACGAUUUAUGAAGGCGGAACAAAUAUUCGACACUUGGGUUUCUCGCGGGAACAAUAUCAUCGGUGCACACAGGAACUAUUGCGUUGUUUCUAUUUUCUGGGCAAGUUUGGCUGUAGUGGUUUUUCUGAUCACGAACUGGUAUUAAAAUACACCCACGCGUGUGAACAUGCCGAAGGUGGUUUCCAGGAGCGUCGUGUGCUCGGACACCAGAGACCGGGAGGAGUACGACGACGGAGAGAAGCCCCUCCACGUCUACUACUGCCUAUGCGGCCAGAUGGUUCUGGUCCUGGACUGCCAGCUGGAGAAGCUGCCCAUGAGACCCCGGGACAAAGCCCGUGUGAUCGACGCCGCCAAACACGCUCACAAGUUCUGCAACGUGGAGGACGACGAAAACACGUACAUCAAGAGAGCCGAGGGCAUCGAGAGGCAGUACCGCAAGAAGUGCGGCAAAUGCGGCCUGUUGCUCUUCUACCAGCACCAGGAGAAGAACAACCCGGCCACCUUCAUCGUGGACGGGGCCGUGGUCAAGUUCGGGCAGGGCUUCGGCAACACCAGCGUCUACAGCCAGAAGCAGCCCGAGGCUCCCAAGAAAGUCCGCGUGAUGAUGACCAAGCGGACCAAAGACAUGGGCAAGUUCAGCUCCGUCACCGUCUCCACUAUCGACGAGGAGGAGGAGGAGAUCGAGGCCAGGGAGGUGGCGGACUCCUAUGCCCAGAAUGCCAAAGUGAUCGAGAAGCAGCUGGAGAGGAAGGGCAUGAGCAAGAGGAGGCUGCAGGAGCUGGCUGAGCUGGAGGCCAAGAAGGCCAAGAUGAAGGGCACUCUCAUUGAUAAUCAGUUCAAAUAGCUGGCUGGGUGUGAGGAGACUCCUGCUCUGCCUGGGACUCGUACAUACAGGACUGAUGAGUGUAGCGGUCGUAUCAUAAGAAUGUGAUCUGGCCUUUAAAUUAGUUUGUCAUGCUGUUUUGUACAUACAGGAAAAGACAAAAUAAACUUUUUUGGGGGGGGGUAUUUUUUAAAAAUGUUUUAUGUUGUCGUCGUUUUAAACCUCACAGAAGGCUUCGGCUGUUUGAGUCGGAGCACAGGAGGGGAAAACUUUAUUAACAACAGCUUAAUGAACUGAUGUGUUCAUUUAGAGGAGGAAUUGUGUAUAAUUCAAACCAAAUAUUUAAUUAAAAAUCUAAUUUUAAAGCUACAAACACAUCAGAACAAAUGUCAUGAGUUAGUUUUUUUUUAAUUGUAUUAUUUUUCUUCUGCUCAUUUUUUAUUUGAGGCAGUGAUUCGAGAAACAUUCAGCCAGGUCCAACCUGAAAGAAUGUUUCUCGAAUUAUUUGGCAGCAGGUUAGUAACAUGAUUAGGCACAAAAAGAGGUCAUUCCAGAGAGACCAAAUCUUCCACAAGAACGGAUCGGGAAUGAGGUUCACUACUCUGAAAGACUUGUGUGUUCACAAUGGGUGAAACCAUUUAGGAAUAACAAUCUUUGUAGUCAGUCUAGGUCAAAAUAUAAUGAUUAUCCAACUUGUUAUCAGAGCAUAAUUCAUAAGAAAGCAUCUGUAAAGCUGUAGGAGUGUCUUACAUUAGAGCAUUCUUCCAACCUUUUCAGGAGAGUGUCAUAGAGAUUUGAUCCCACAGAGGAAAUGAUUGUGGUGCAGCAGUAGGAUAAAAAAAUAAAUAACAAAUAGAGUCAAGUUAAAGUUCCACUGGCGCAUGGUGAAGGUUGUAAGCUGUUAGAUCUUUAUUUAUAGAACAGAAUAAAAAUAAAAUAAAAGGUUAAGAUAAAGAAAAGUAAGACUGAGACUAGGCAAGAAAGAAUUGCAGACUGUAUUCACAAAUAGAGAAAUAUAAAUAUGGAGCAGGUCUGUGGACCUGUCACAGAAAGAUGAGUUAUUGUACAGUUUCACAGAGAACACUGGGAAAGAUUUACUAAAGCGUUUUAUAUAGGGUUGAAUAACUGAAGGCUCUGUGGUGUGUGUGUUUGUUUGGUGACUUCCUGUCUCUUACUGACUGACACGCCUCCAGAUUCUGACCAAUGAUGGUUCCUCCCUUAUGAAGCAGCUUGUUAAUACACCAUGGCUCCAUGAUUCAGGUGGUAAACUGACAACAAACGAGGCCUUGAACUGUUGAGGAGCCCAAAUGCUAAAAAAGAUCCUGUGUUUAAUGAGAAGAAAGAAUAAUUGGGGCAGUAUCCAACCAGCACACCAGACUCAAUGUAGGUCAAAAAAUACAAGAUAAAUUAGGAGAACAAUGAGUCGCCUGGACUGGAUCUCACUGUCACUGCAUCUGACAGAAGAGCCAAAGUAUUUGGGGCUUUGGAUGCUGAUGGCAAUGAAAACAAACAGCUUCAAAAUAAAUUGGAGACAUAACUAAAAACAUUAACAAUGAACAAUAACUCGGCUACAUUUGCACUUUUCUUCUGUGGUAUAAACUGUUGUUACUAAGAUCUAACACAGUAUGAUUAUUAUUUAUAUGCUUACUGUGAUCUUUGUUUGUCACCUAUUAAUGUGAAUUGGGUCUUUUUCCCUCACGUUUCCUUUCUUUUUUGUCCUCACUGGUUGUUUUUCUCUCUCACAUGUGAGUUGUUCCAGUCAUGAGGUUAACUGAUGAUCCCUGGGACCAGAGGAAGACUCAGCAUAGCUUCCAGAUUUCUGUAUUUUUGUAUUAAAGAGUAACACAAUCCCUGUG